Molecule: messenger RNA, 1011 nt
Organism: Cordyceps militaris CM01
Lineage: Eukaryota; Fungi; Ascomycota; Sordariomycetes; Hypocreales; Cordycipitaceae
Exons: 1
Coding region: 1-1011 (336 amino acids)
Source: RefSeq, a predicted model, not a curated record
AUGUCCGAAUCAGCCAGCGAGAAGACGCUCGCCCCCGCGGAGGCGUCUGUCGCCGUGCUCCCCUCCAGCUCGCCGACCGAGAAAGCCGGCAUCGCUAGCAGCACUCCCUCAGCAGCCGCCCCGAAAGCAACACCACCACCACCCACCACCGCUCGCCGCAACCUCUCCACGCUCGCCCGCACCGACGCCUUCAUCGCGCACCUGCAGCGCUGCAUGCAGACGCGCGCCGGCGCCGACACGGUGCUCAUGUUUGCCUGCUACGCGACGCGUCUCGCCGGCGGCGUGCUCGACCUCGGCGGGCGCGCGGCGCUCCGCUCCUCGGCGCGGCAGCUCGUGUCGGCGCUCUUCUCGCUGCCGCCGGCGACGACGGUGGUGAUUGAGUCCGCGACGGCGUCGCCGGCGAUUGCCCGCGUGCUGGACCUCGCGCAGCGCCUGCAGGCCUACUCGGGCAUGAUCUCUGAGAUGCGCACCAUGGGCCGCCUAUGGGGCCUGCUCGGCCUGUACUCGGCCGUCAAGGGGCUCGCCGCCAAGACGUUUGCCGCCCGCAAGGGCAGCAGCAGCGGUGACGACGCUCUCAGUGACGAUGCCGCGGAGAGGACGUUUGCGGCGCUGCUGGCGUGGGCGCAGGUCAUCUGCCUCGUCGUCUUCCAGGCGUGCGAGAACGCCGCGUACCUCGGCAGCAAGAAGAUCCUGCCCAUCAAGCCGCUCAACCAGGGCCGGCUGGCGGUCCUGAGCGUGCGCUUCUGGGGCGCGUACGUCGCCAUGGAGCUGGUCAAGCACAUGGUCGAGCGCGGGCGCGUGCUGGCGGCCGCGGGCGGCGUCGUCAAGACGGCCGAGCAGAGGACGUGGCAGGAGGGCUGGCGCACGGCGUUUUAUCGGAACGCGGCGUGGGCGCCCCUCACGAUGCACUGGGGCACGCCCGGCGGGCUGCUCCCAGAUGUCGCCGUCGCGCUGCUCGCGCUGUACCCGGCGACGGGCGGCCUGAGGGAUCUUUGGCGCAGCACGGCGUAA